UUAUUUUAUUUUUUGAGUGCAAGUAAAAUUCUUCGUUUAUCUGCAUAUUUAUUUAACUUAUCGAUAUAAAAUCAUAUUAGCGAAAGAGAUUUAUUAACAAUUAUUACGGUUCCGUCUGUCUACAUUCCUUGUGUCGAUAAAAAUAAAAUGGAGCACGAAAGUUUUGAUAAAAAUGACUUUUUCCUUAAAGUUUUGCGUUUGGGAUUAAAAAAUAAUAGCAUAACUGAUGUUAAAGUAGUGAAAAAGUUCCACAAUGACAAGAAAGGCCAAAAUUUUUUGAGCAAUUUGUUUACUGUAACUCUAGAAUACACACAUUUACUUUCAAAAAAUGGUUCGUCCAACGCAAUUAAAGAUUCUGCUAAUUUGUUCAUAAAAAAACCACUGCCAGAUAAAACUCACGCGCUGUUGUUCGAGAUGGAUGUUUUCGAUAUAGAGUCACAAAUUUUGAGCGACGUUUUGCCUAAAAUUGAACAGAUAGUUGGGGUUAAAAUUGGCCCUAAAUUUAUCUACCAAUCAAAAGAACCUUCUGCAAUCAUAAUGGAGGAUUUGUGUCAAUUCCAGUUUAAGAUUAAAGACCAAAUGUUAGGCUUGUUUAAAGAUCAUAUAGGCAUGGUCAUUGAAACACUUGCUAAGUAUCAUGCAGGAUCGAUUGCGUUAGAAGAAAAGCAACCAGGAUUUCUUCAACAGUUCCGUCAAAGUUUAUUCAGUACACAAACGCAUCCGAAUUUUUUAGGAAUGUUAGCGACUAGUCUCGAAGACCUUGCAAAAAAUAUGCUUAAUUGGCCAGAUGCAAAGUGCGUUGAAGCUGGUUAUAAGCUUCAAAAUAUCUCUAAGAACAUCGUAGAAUCUUCCAUACAAAGUAUUGAUUAUGACGAAGAUGAAUUUUGUGUUUUGAAUCACGGCGAUUGUUGGAUCAAUAAUAUAAUGUUUCGUGAAAAUGACGCGAAUGAACCACUGGAAGUUCGUUUAAUUGAUUUCCAACUGCCUGUUUGGACGUCUCCAGCGAUCGAUUUACUGUACGUACUUGGCCUUUGUCCCGAAUUCGAUAUCAAGUACAUAUUAGAUGACUUCUUCUUGGAAAAAUAUUUGAAAACUCUAAAAAAUAAUAUGGAAAAACUUGACUGCAAAAGAAAACCGCCGACUUUUGAUGAGCUUAGAUUGUCAAUGUGGAAGCGACGAUCUUUGGGUCUCAUAAGCGGAUUGGUAUUUUAUCCUAAGGUUGCGAUUAAAGCUGAGGAUAUUGGUACUAUAAAAGACGUUCUAGAUAAUCAAAUGAAAGAGAUCAAUAUCUAUUCAUCGCCGGAAGUUGUCGAAAAAUUAACCAAGCUCAUUCCUUUGCUGGAAGAAAAAGGGUAUUUCGAUUGAAUUCUACUAACUUAUACAAUAAAAC
Messenger RNA from Cotesia glomerata, 1390 nucleotides. RefSeq lists its product as uncharacterized. Bases 148 to 1365 code for a protein of 405 amino acids. NCBI's taxonomy places the organism in Eukaryota, Metazoa, Arthropoda, Insecta, Hymenoptera, Braconidae. The transcript has 4 exons. The record is from RefSeq and is a predicted model, not a curated record.